AGAUCCUUGCUGGCACGUUUCUGGAUAUUUUGUUGAACUAUCAUUAAGAAUUCAGAGAAACUGCUGAGUGACCAACUGAAAGAAAGAUCUAAUUUUCUGAAGGCUUACGUGUAUCCCAUCAACUUCAUCAAAUCAGAACAAUGUCCUACGUUUUUGUAAAUGAUUCUUCUCAGACUAAUGUGCCCUUACUACAAGCCUGUAUUGAUGGAGACUUUAACUAUUCCAAGCGGCUUUUGGAAAGUGGCUUUGAUCCAAAUAUUCGUGACAACAGGGGCAGAACAGGCCUUCACCUGGCAGCAGCCCGAGGGAAUGUAGACAUCUGCCAGUUGCUGCAUAAAUUUGGUGCUGAUCUUCUGGCCACAGAAUAUCAAGGAAACACAGCUCUUCACCUUUGUGGUCAUGUGGAUACUAUUCAAUUCUUAGUUUCCAAUGGACUCAAAAUUGAUAUCUGCAAUCACCAAGGUGCUACACCCUUAGUUCUGGCAAAGCGCAGAGGAGUGAAUAAGGAUGUCAUCCGAUUGCUGGAAUCUUUGGAAGAACAGGAGGUAAAAGGAUUUAACAGAGGAACCCACUCGAAACUGGAGACCAUGCAGACAGCUGAGAGUGAAAGUGCCAUGGAAAGCCAUUCUCUCCUGAAUCCCAACCUACAGCAAGGUGAAGGAGUCCUUUCCAGUUUCCGAACCACCUGGCAGGAGUUUGUAGAGGAUCUGGGCUUCUGGAGGGUCCUGCUGUUGAUCUUCGUCAUUGCGUUGCUGUCCCUUGGCAUUGCCUACUACGUGAGUGGGGUGCUGCCCUUCGUGGAAAACCAGCCUGAACUGGUGCAUUAA
This is a messenger RNA of Chrysochloris asiatica (Cape golden mole), 827 nucleotides long. RefSeq names its product ankyrin repeat domain 46 (gene ANKRD46). Gene Ontology annotation, molecular function: protein binding. The coding region runs from base 141 to 827 and encodes 228 amino acids. The record is from RefSeq and is a predicted model, not a curated record. The transcript has 4 exons. Lineage: Eukaryota; Metazoa; Chordata; Mammalia; Afrosoricida; Chrysochloridae.